Messenger RNA from Rhipicephalus microplus (southern cattle tick), 1209 nucleotides. RefSeq names its product piggyBac transposable element-derived protein 3. The record is from RefSeq and is a predicted model, not a curated record. NCBI's taxonomy places the organism in Eukaryota, Metazoa, Arthropoda, Arachnida, Ixodida, Ixodidae.
AUGGCGGCGUUCAGAGGUGCGGCGUUCUACGGUGUCAACCGUAACCGAAAAAGGCCACGCGUCAGUGAUGAGACGGCCGAAAGAAUCCUUGAACGAAUCGCUGGAACGGCCACGCCCAACAUUGAUCUUUCAGACAGUGACGACGACACUUUGGUAGACACUACAUUUUUGGCUCCACUUGAUACCCUGAGCUCUGAAGAGGACGAAAAUAGCGACGAUGAACGCCCGUCCACCUCGAAGACGACAAAGGGGCAGUCAUGGAAACGCCAUGAUGGGCCGCUUCCGUCUUGGAUUCCUGACUUCACAUCCACCCCUGAUGACAGUCAACAACGGGUUUCGUGCAGUCCAAGUGACUACCUCGUUCAGUAUGUGCCACAUGAAGUCUUCGAGAUGAUGGCUUUUGCCAUGAACACGACACAUGUUCAGGAGACUGGAAAAAGUCUGGAGACCUCAAUUCGCAUGUACUGGAUGAAAAAGACAAGGGUGCCUCUUGUUGCGGAUAACAUGACAAAGAACCGGUACUUUCAACUUCGGCGCCGGCUGAAGCUAGUUAACAAAUUUGAUGUAAGUGAGCAAGAAAAAGAAAAAGACAGGCUCUGGCGCAUGAGACCACUGGUGUCAUUUCUACUGGAAGGGUGUCAGAAGCUUCCUCGGGAAGAGAAUGUCAGCAUAGACGAACAAAUGAUCCCGUUCAGUCGACGAACGCAGCUGAAGCAGUUCGUACCACGCAAGCCAAACCCACAGGGGCUCAAAAACUUUGUGCUCGCCACGCCAGGCGGAUUAAUCUUCGACUCUGAGAUCUAUCAAGGAAAAAAGGCAGCAUUGUAUCCAGGCAGCUCUGGAAUAGAAGAAUCCGCAGUGCUGAGGCUCACUGAGACGCUCCCUCCCGGAACGAAGGUCUACUUCGACAGAUACUUCACAUCAGGGCCGCUGCUGGAUAAGCUAGCAGAAAACGGAAUCGCUGGCACGGGAACAAUUAUGAACAACCGGAUCCCAAAAGGGGUGAAACUAUCCACCCAGAAAGAGCUAAAAGAAAAAGGAAGAGAGAAGUCAGAGAUGUUUGCGAGAAGCGACAAAAAACAGGCAGUUGUACGUUGCGGGUGUCACGCUGCCGACACGCUGCAUCCGGUGCUUGAACCGGUGCUUAAACCGGUGCCGACGCAGCCGCAACCUAAGGGCCAGUUCACGCUGGCGGAAAGCAUGCCCUGA